Molecule: messenger RNA, 6646 nt
Organism: Spirometra erinaceieuropaei
Lineage: Eukaryota; Metazoa; Platyhelminthes; Cestoda; Diphyllobothriidea; Diphyllobothriidae
Source: the annotation of a GenBank genome assembly
AUGUGUCAACGGGCAGCCGUACGCGAUCAACUUGGCGGAGAAGAGCGACAGGAAUUCGAGAAUUAUGUGCAAUCCAUUUCGGAAAAACGUGGAGAAAUCAAGAGGGCUUCCUUUCUUCGAAGUAUUCAUGAGGGCAAACCACAAUCCAAGAUUCCUGAAGAUCUAAGUCGGUACGUACACAAUUAUUCGUCCAUAUCUCUCGAUAAAACAGCGACUGAAGCCUUAUCGUUGGGUCCUAAGUUUUGCUGUCCUCGCCAGAAAACCAAUUCGAGAACCUCUUGAAUCAAACACAUGACCUUCAGCCAUUUUCGACAGAGAGCGUACAACAUCUUAAGUCUACGUUAAUCAAUUGCUCUUAUCAAUACCUGAACCGUCGUCAGACAUAUCGGGGCUUGCUGACUAAGUCACACAUUGAGAAGUUAGAGCAGCUCCGGCAGAACAAAGACGUUCUGAUAAAUAGGCCAGGUAACGGAACUGGCUUUGUUUUGAUGGACAGGAGAGACUAUAUUACGAAAAUACAGUCAAUUCCGUCGGAUCAGGAAAAGAUCCGAAAAACAGAGAAGGAGAAGGAUCAUACAGAUGAGAUUGAAGCACAACUGACUGACUGCUUGAAAAGACUUCAGGCGGAUGGUUGCAUAAGCGAACACGACGUAGAGCGCCUCCGACCCGUCCGCACGCAUAUACCUAGAUUAUAAGGUUUGCCGAAGAUCCACAAAGACGGCGCACCGGUUCGUCCAAUCCUCGACAUGAGGAACUCGCCGUACUAGACAAUAGCGAAAUGGUUGGCGGAGAAACUUAAGCCUCUACAGUAUCAACGAACGCCACAUAGUUAUCGAGAUACUUUUGGAUUCAUUAACGGCGUGAAAGACUUCAAUCCGAACGAAAUGGUCGUGUUUUCGUUAGAUGUCUCAUCCCUUUUUACAAACGUACCGGUAACGGAAACGGUCAAUUAUCUUUGUGAUUUCAUCGCCGACAAUCAACAGGAUAUAGGAAUGCCAGUGAAUGCCAUCUAGGAAUUGUUAUUGGGGCCCACAUUGGACGUGCAGUUCCUAUUAAACAACAAUCUGGAUAGACGGAUGGACGGCGUAGCAAUGGCCUCGCCCCUAGGCCAGCUUUUAGCAAAUAUAUUCAUGGGAAAGUUAGAAGCUUUCCAGCUACGCCACCAGAUCAACGGUCUAUGAUACUAUGGGCGGAUUACAUAAAUCAGACGCACCCAUCAAUAAAAUUCCCUCUGGAAGAAGAACAGUCCGGUUCACUUCCGUUUUUGGAUGUGCUUUUGAGUAGAAGACCUGACGGCAGCAUUCGACGUAGCGUCUUUCGUAAAAAAGUGGUCCGGACAAUACAUUCAUUUUGGGAGUUUUGUACCGCUAACCGUUAAACGUAAUUUAGUCCGUUGUUUGAUAGAAAGAGGGAGAAGAAUCUGCUCAGGUGAUAGCGUUGAGAACGAGCUUAAGAUAGUCGAAAGCCUCUUUAGCCAUAACGGGUAUCCUGAUCGAUUCAUUGCUAAGAACAUGGCCGAAAGACCACAAAAGCUCCCGAUACUGACGGCAGGAAAGAAAAGGCAUUUCAUCAGGGUCCCAUUUCACGGGAUACACCAAGUGAACUUUUAAGAAGACGCCUAACUCAAGCUGCAUCACAGGCCUUUCCAGCCGCUGCCACCCGUGUACUGUUCUCCACCAGUCCCAUCCUAUACGGAGAGGGCAAAGACAAACUACCAGCUCAGACCACCUCCAUGUGUAUUUACUCAUUCAGCUGCUCCUGUGGGGCAGAAUAUAUUGGUCGCACGAGCCGGCGUUUAUCCGAAAGAAUAAAAGAACAUCUCCCAGCAUAGUAAGGAAAGGGACAAACAAAGAACAUCAACAGCUCAAUCCUCACGCACAUGGUAGACACAGACCACCGUGUAGACGCCAAAGAGGCCUUCAAAGUGAUUUAGAAGGUAGCAUCAAGCUACCAUCAAGCUAUCCAAAAGUGCUUGGGCAGCGUUUGUUGGCUACGGAAGAGGCGGCUGCAAUCAGGCUACGCGGACCGGUCAUAUGCGCACAGAAGUAUUUCAUACACGUCCCACAGUUGCCAUGGCUUAAAGCCACCAAGCCAGCCACCCUCGCCGGCACCCACCUUCUCCCUGGCGCAGACUGGAAUUGUGGUGUUUCACUCUCCCCAUCCCCUCCCCUCCCACCUCCAAACCCGAGCUACAGCUUAAUUAUUUGCUUGUUCGUAUCUUUUAAUUCAUUACCUCAAUAGCCCUUUAAAUUUACGGGCUUGAAGAGAAUUUAUCGGAAGCAGACGUAUGCUCGUCAACUUGCCUUUUGAAUCUUACAAUGGGAAUUUUCGCAACUUUAUUUCCAGUUAAUACGCAAAAUUAUCAGUAAACAUUGCACUCAGCAUGCGCAUGAGAACUACUUUGAUAUUUAUAUGGCCAUUCUCUAAUGCAUCUGAUCUCCCAAUAUUCGGUCCGGAACGGUGUAAGGACAGUAAAACUGCCCUGAAAUAAUAAAAAGGAAGAUUCCUUGUUUACGACGGAAUAAGCUGUUAAUGUGUGCCAAGAGGGAGCAAAAUAAUCCAGAUUGCUCCUUGCUUUGUUAAUAUGGAUGUUGAAAGGCAACAUUCUCCAGUAAGGUCCUUUUCACAAAGAGAACUUGCUGGGGGUUUCGAUUUUAUCAAAUGGGUGUCUUCCAUAUGCCUUUGGGUGCGGAGUAUCCUGACCUUCACUGAACAUAUUCAAUAGUUUGAAGAGAGUUCUAAAUAAUCAUGUGCACAAAAUGAACCUUCAUGAACCCCAGCAUGAGGAAGAAUUUAAGAACUCCCUUAUUCAGGAAGUGUUUAUUGUCAUAACUUGUAUAUUCCAUAUUUUUUGGUUAAUCGACUAAGAAUAACGAGAACCGCAUGACAUUAACUGGCGUUUUAUGGACACCAUGUGACUGUCUGGCUCGACAGUCGCCAGAAAGCCCGCAGCAAUUUUGGGGACGACGACUGCCCCUAAUACAUGAGACGUGAUAAUUUUAUUAUUUCAUUUGUUAAUUAUGUUUCAACUUCAUAGUCACUAACCUACCUUUCGACAUGUGAUCCAGUGGGAACCUCCGUUUCAGAGGCGUCAACCUUUGUAAACUACAGGGCAAAAUCGAAGUUAGUUGAAAUCCUGUCUGCUUGCGUCAGCUGCCUCUCGAGUAAUGUGAAAACAAUAUACAACGAAUUAUUUCAAUAUCCUUUUGGAAAACCGGCAAACCUUGCUGUUCGUUGAGGACAUCGCGAACAGUUGUAGGCUGCAAUGACCUAAGCGUGUUUUUAGAUGAUGCUGUGGUUUCAGUUUUUUCAAGUCCCUCGAUUUACAUUAACACACAGGGCGCAUAUAUAGAAGUGAAGUUAUCUCAUUUAACAUGAAUUUUCGGGUUUCGUCGGAUUUUCCCCUAUAAAGCGUUGGUAUUUCUAUCUAAUGCAAGACUGGAUUUAGUGCUUUGUUUCGGCUUCCAUCCGUCUUAAUCAGGUCUGGUUUCAAGUUACUAAGAAUGUUUGUGCAUUUAAGUAAAGAUUUUGAAUUAGAUCGCCUAUUCAAGCUCAGUUAACUACCAGUUUUUUUUUCGCAGCACAUCGUCCUGGAUGACAUGACGAUCGAGGCAGAUAACUUUUCUACUCACCUCUCUUCUUCUGUGCUCCUGACAGCCUGAUACAGCGCAGGUAUCUAGCGAGUAAGAUGCUCUGUUUACAAUGAAAGCGGUUAUGGCUUUAUGGAAGCGUUCGCUUCUGGAGAGAGGUCGGAGUACACAAGGCCACGGUUAAAGUACUAUAACUAUGAAACUUUACAACUAGGAUUUUCUGAAGUGAGAAAAAUCGUCAUGUGCUUCAAAGUGUGUCUAUUGAGCAUCCCGUGACAGCUGGGCAGGGAUCAAACCCUGAACAUAGAAGUCCGCUGCCGAUCGUUGAGGUUGUUUAGUCUCGUACUUUGCCUACCAGAACGACAGCUUGUCCGGGACAAAACUUUUCUUAAUCUUGUUUGAUUUAUUCACACAACUGUGGUGGCUAUCCUAAAGGCGAGGCUCGUGCUGAUGUUGGGGAGGGGGGGAGAGCGAUGUUCGUCGGUGUUUGGGAAUGGGACCCUAAUAUCGUUUGAGAAAGACCCGUGGUUUGAGUCGGGUCAACCGGUCAACGAGUUAGUUUAACCACAGGUACUAGUCAUGUUGGUUGCGGUCUGAAAUAUUCGGAUUCAUAUAAGAGCGGGCUUUCACUGAUCUAUUCGCUGAACAAAACAUACCCUAUUUGCUUUGUUUUUGAAGUUAAAGCUAGUUCUCCUUCAGGCGAUCCACUGGCCACAAGUCUGUAGCCCAACUGCCAGAACAUUUGGCUGAAAAGUGCAAGGGUCAACAGAACCAUGCUUAAGUGCCCGAUCGCCCCAGCCUGGGAAUUGGCUCUGGUUACCUAAAGGCGAAAAGUAACCUUUAAUGCCUACUCCAGUUCACAUGGUCUUUGUCAGAAUUACGCUUGCGAUCUUGGCGUCAAAGGAUGGCCGGUUGGAAUUCAUGACUUUACCUCCGACGCAAAGCGGAACGAGCGUACUGCAGUCUACAUGGCGUCGCCACAGCGACCAAACACCCCCUUGUUAGCUUACUACUCGCCCAAGUACGACAGUCUUCGGCUUGCUAACUUUGGCGCCGAUCAUUACUCUGUCCCUCACUGAUUGGCCACAGCCUCACAUGACACAGCUACACGCUCGCACCUCUCGUUGGCGAGCACAACAUAAGCGGUGGUUUUGACCUGGCUGAACUAUUCCUGCCGCUGCCUUCUGGACUGCUUGUAAUGCCAGGCCGAAGCGAACAUUGCCCUGACUUUUGAUUCGGUAAACUCCUCGUUGUCGAUGCAUCGUACUUUGAUGAUUUGCGACCUCUUUCGAAUACCAGUCUUUCUCAUUCUCGGUCUCCGAGAUAGCCAGCUGAUAACAGCGAGAAAAUUUCUGCCAGAACUACAGCAGAUCUUAGCACCUGCUCACCGGCUCGUUCCAUUUUCAAGUUUCACAACUUCCAAUUAAUCAAUUCUCACGGACUUGAGGUCACAGAUGGUGGCGCUUCCCGGGUUUUAGCUUCGCUUCAGCAGCAAACAAUCCUCUGCAUUCCGAAGAGCACCAGGUCAUCUUCCCGGCUUAGGCAACUGCCAGCAGUUCUGUCUUUACGAUCAAUUAGUUCAUUUUGCCAGCUACCUAACAAGUACUACGACCUCACGCCUUCUAAUUUCCACUCACAUACCCCACCGGACGACGUCAAUCAUCACCGUCCCUCCAAUGGUUUGUAAGUCCCGCUUUCUCGUAUCUGCACGUUCAGAUGCAACCGAGGCUGAGUUCAAACACGGACUUAAGAUAAACAUUGCCAGUCAGACGGAGAGUUCUUAGGCCUCCCACGUCUGCUCCCGGUCUCCUAGUCUGCCACUGUUGAAAGAUGGCUCUGCGGUGACUACAGGGCCUUGAAUACCUUCGCUUCUCUUAACUGCAAUUCUGUUCCGCAUCUGAAUGACUUUACUAAUAUCCUAUUCGGAAAUCUGUCUUCGUCAAAAACAAACUGGUCUGGAUACUCUAGCAGACUUCAUUGCACUCAAAAACGUUUCAAAGUCCACCGUCACCACGCCCUCGUUUUCUUCGAGUUUCUGCGCAUGCCUUGUGGACUCAGUGAUGCCCCCAAACCUUCCAGAGUUUUGUAACCAGAGAACUUCAUAGUCUACCCAUUGUUUAAGCCUAUAGUGAUGGCCUCUCGAUUGCUAACACUACCAACAAAGAACACGUGGAACAUCUUGCAACGGUGUUUGAUCGCCCACAACGCCAGUUUUAGCAGUAUUCUGCAUGUUGAACUUUUGCCUGCGGUUCGUCUCCAACCGUGUUAACACGGACCUGCCCCGCAAGAACUUCAUUUUGAAUCCAACUAAUUGUUCGAGUUCUCCGCAGACACUCUCGCCAUUUUUAUAAAGAUGAAUACUGUUUGACAGGCACCGUGUUCCUGGCUCAAUUUCCUUUCAAACGUUUAGUUUUCUCAUGGCUAAUGCCUUCUAUACUGCAGUCAUUGCGGUUCUUCAAAAACAUCUUGCAAGCCAGAUCCAACAUAUGGCUUCCAACUCUGGAGAGUUAUUGCCUCACAAAUCGUGCUUUGACCGUCUAAGUAAUCGUAAAACGAUCUUGGCGCUAUCUGGUGAACAGCUGCAUUGUCAUAUUUACGGGCUACGGACCUUUGUCUAUCGUUCUGAAAUCCCAUUACGACCAAUCUAACUCUUCCCGGGGAGAUUUGCCAAUUGAACCAUAUCUCACAGUUCACUUCUCAUUUCCGCCACGUCGACGGACCGUGGUCUGAGGUUGUUGGUAUUUCAUUUGGAACCUCCAUCGUCCAUCUUCAGUUCUCACCAGGAAUCGACCUCGUUAAGAUGUAUGCAGACCAACUCCGCGUCAGUUACCUUUGCAAUGAUGACUUAUCUGAACUCCAAACCCACUGCGACGUCUCCAAGGUUUUCUCAUCGCCCUGCAUAACUUAUUAUUUUCCGUGGGAGUUUAGCUCUCGAUAAACCGGCUCUUGACUUUUUUGCCCAGUCUAGGAUGCAAAAAGACUCAGUUAUAGACGAGGAGAGUGGUCCGGACGCGGAUGGCCGAGCACGCAGUAGCGGUGGGGAGGAAAGACACUAG